GGAGGCAGAGAGAAGAGCGAGGCAGAGAGAAGGGGAGAUACCGAAGAGGCACUUAACUUUUUUUUCUCUCCCCAUUUCCUCCCUUCCUUUCCAGGGAGGUUGUGAAAGGGCAGAACAGAGAGGAAGACACAAAGUAAGAGAGACAAAGGGGGCAACGCUGAGAGGAUGAAAGCCAAUGUGAGUGUAUGAGUGACUCUGUGUGUAACAUGCUCUGUCAUGCUGGUGUGACUACCGCUGCCUCUCCAACUGGCGUUGCUGGCUGUCAGGAAAAGGAAUGUUUUCCAGAGGAAUGAGUCCCUGAACCGGUUCACCAUGUGGAUGUGGGACAGUAAUUUCCAAACCUUUGCCGGAAGAAUCCCACGGAAAAAAGAGCAGCAGCCGGAGAGCUUAGCUGGGUGGCCACUGCACUGCUGAGACUCUCUCGCUGACAGACAAGAGUUCACACUGGGCUAAAGUCUGCCACCAGUUCAUAGUUCUUUUUUUAUUGUCCCAUUUAUUGGGAUUUUUUAUGUCUCCUCUGGAACUCAAUGGAUUUUAUGGUGCUUUGUAGUUUGACUUUUUUUUAAGCUUUUUGCAGUGAUGCACUAGGACCAAACCAGUGAGACUGGACGUUUAGAAGAGGCUCUUUACUGGGAGACUGGUCUGAAUGGGUGCCUCACAGCAGUGGACUGCAGUAUGGGACACUACGUAUUGUACUGGUGCCUGUGGACACUGUGGGGCAGUGUCUGUCGAUAGAUAGCUAGAUAGAUAGAGGGGUCCAAAGGGUGAAAGGUUAACAGGAAGAGAGAUCAGUCCUGAAGCAGCUUCGGUAUGAAGCCUGGACAUUGUCCAGGUGUUCCCAAUGACAGGUCCAUGAUGCACCUCAGCCACUUUCCUUUCAGAAGGCACUCCUGGAUAUGUUUCGAUGUGGACAAUGGCACGUCAUCAGGUCGCAGCCCCCUGGACCCAAUGGCCAGCCCGGGCUCAGGCCUCAUCUUGCAGGCCAAUUUUGUCCACAGCCAACGGAGAGAAUCAUUCCUCUACCGCUCAGACAGUGACUACGAUCUCUCGCCCAAGUCUAUGUCCCGAAACUCCUCCAUUGCCAGUGACAUUCAUGGGGACGAUAUGAUUGUAACGCCAUUUGCACAGGUUCUUGCCAGCUUGAGAACUGUACGAAACAAUUUUGGUGCAUUAACUAAUCUACAGCAAGACAGAGCGUCCAAUAAGAGGUCACCCAUGUGUAACCCACCACCCAUCACCAAGACCACCUUCACAGAGGAGGCCUACCAGAAACUGGCCACUGAGACCCUGGAGGAGCUGGACUGGUGUCUGGACCAGCUGGAGACGCUGCAGACGAGACACUCGGUCAGCGAGAUGGCCUCCAACAAGUUCAAGAGGAUGUUGAACAGGGAGCUGACUCACCUAUCAGAGAUGAGCCGCUCUGGGAACCAGGUGUCUGAGUUCAUCUCCAGCACCUUCCUCGACAAGCAACAUGAAGUGGAAAUGCCAUCCCCUCAGACGCAGAAAGAGAAGGAGAAGAAGAACAAGCCCAUGUCUCAGAUCAGCGGGGUGAAAAAGCUGCAGCACUCCUCCAGCCUCACAAACUCUAAUAUCCCUCGCUUCGGAGUCAAGACCGAGACAGAGGAUGAACUCGCUAAGGAGCUGGAGCAUGUGAAUAAAUGGGGCCUUAACGUUUUUAAAAUCUCAGAGUUCUCUGGGAAUCGGCCGCUGACAGUCAUGAUGUACACAAUAUUCCAGGAGAGAGACUUGUUAAAAACGUUUAAAAUUCCACUUGACACCUUUAUAACAUACCUGAUGACCUUAGAAGACCAUUAUCAUGGCGAUGUGGCCUACCAUAACAACAUCCAUGCUGCUGACGUCACCCAGUCAACGCACGUGCUGCUAUCCACCCCCGCCCUCGAGGCUGUGUUCACGGACCUUGAGAUCCUAGCUGCCAUCUUUGCCAGUGCAAUUCACGACGUGGACCAUCCUGGUGUCUCCAACCAGUUCCUCAUCAACACCAAUUCAGAGCUCGCACUGAUGUACAAUGACUCGUCAGUGUUGGAGAACCACCAUCUAGCAGUCGGUUUCAAGCUUCUACAAGAGGAGAACUGUGACAUCUUCCAAAACUUGACCAAAAAACAAAGACAAUCACUGCGAAAGAUGGUCAUUGACAUUGUGCUAGCAACAGACAUGUCCAAGCACAUGAAUCUACUGGCUGAUCUGAAAACGAUGGUGGAAACCAAGAAGGUGACCAGCUCUGGCGUCUUGUUGCUGGACAACUACUCUGACAGGAUACAGGUUCUACAGAACAUGGUGCACUGUGCAGAUCUGAGCAACCCCACCAAGCCUCUCCAGCUGUAUCGGCAGUGGACGGACCGCAUCAUGGAGGAGUUCUUCAGCCAGGGCGACAGAGAGAGAGAGAGGGGCAUGGAGAUCAGCCCUAUGUGUGACAAACACAACGCCUCAGUAGAAAAGAGCCAGGUUGGUUUCAUAGACUACAUCGUUCACCCUCUGUGGGAGACGUGGGCUGACCUGGUCCACCCAGACGCCCAGGACAUCCUGGACACGUUGGAAGACAACAGGGAGUGGUAUCAAAGCACCAUCCCCCAGAGCCCCUCUCCUGCCUUGGACGAGCCUGAGGAUGGCACUCGACCCCCAGGAGGGGACAAGUUCCAGUUUGAGCUCACCCUGGAGGAGGACGGGGAGUCGGACACUGAGAAAGACAGCGGCAGCCAGCCGGAGGAGGAAGAUGAGGAGGAGGAGGAGGAGGAAGACGAGGAAAACAGCUGUACGGACUCUAAAACACUCUGUACACAGGACUCUGAAUCAACAGAGAUUCCUUUGGACGAACAGGUGGGGGAGGACGAGGACGAGGAGGAGGAGGAGGAGGUAGCGGAGGAGGGGGAGACACCCUGCUCGCAACCAUGUGUGGUAGAGGAAGAGGUAGCAGAGGAGGAGGAGGAAGAGGAGAAAGAGCAACCCUCAAACACAUAGCAGUUUAUGGACAGCACCUGAUUAACUGUUCUUCUUAGUAAUGACAGAUGAUUAUUUAUAGAAUAUUUUUUGGGUUUUGUGGAGUCUGUCUGUGUUUUUUAUACAUCUAUGUUUAUGGUUCCAAAGCGUGCGCUGCUCUCCACCUUGGCCACUCCUCCUGUCAGCUUCGUACAGACACGCCCACCGGUACUUCUUCAAGUUUUUUUGCACUCAGGAAAAGUCCUCUCCAUUCCCGUUUGUACUGAAGCGGUGUGUCCUUAUUUCUCUCUUACACCUCCCCUUUUCGAGCUUUAGUUUCGUACACGGACGAGCAGCUUACCGUCCUGCUCAGCUGUUCACACAAUACAUCAUUUCACCUUUUCCUUCCUUCCGCUUCGUCUCAGCCUUGCCUGAGAGUUUCUGUGUUUUAUCAAGUGCCCAUACUCUGCAGAGACGGUAAUGGGUGUGUUCAAGGAGAAUCUCCCUCUCGGUUAGGUCAUUUCCUCCCCUCUGGGAAUUAGGAGGUGUUUAAUGCUGCCCAGUCCGCUAAAAACCUGACAGGACGCCACCGCAGAGAUGAAAGCCGCAGCACACUGGGGAGCUUUUCGAGACACAUUUCUGAUGUGUGGAAGUCUUCCUUGAAAACCUGACUGAUACAAAGCUCAAAAUCGAAACAGCCAUGAUGCUGUCCUUGACCUCUUUAAUUUUUGUAUCAUACUGUAUGUAAGAUUCAGAUAUUUUCUAGAAUUUACUUUUGCAAUCCUAGGCUUUCUUUUGUUAGCAAAGAUUAGAGAACUUUUUGGAAACCUAAGGGGAGAAAUGUGUCACAGAUAUUCAGUGUUUUUGAAGGCUGGAUGACAUUAGGAGUGUUCUGAGGUGUUUGCACUUGCUCCAAUAGCAUUUAUACUACUAUUCCCAUGCCAUGAUACCCACAUUUGGUUAGUCCUGAAAGUUUGGAAUUUAUCCAUAUUAUUUUGUUGAGAGUUUUCACUGAGAAGGAAGCAGGAGCCUGAAGUCUUAAGCUUCCCUCUCACUGAAAUCGUUUUGUGACGUGGAGGAAGCCUUUAAAUUUUAUUAUCGUUGCCUGCAGUUCUUUUGAACACAUCCUGAGACAAUGCAAUGCUUUGUAGUUGAUACAAAAAGCACCUUUUUUUAAAAGCUUGAUUAGUGUUCAGAGUAUACAGAAACAGUUAUGGUGUUAAAAAUUACUGGGGUGAUUUUAUACCAACGUCAUGAAAGCUUUUUUUGUCCUUUCUUUUAUUUUUCUUGCCCGUUCUCUUUGAUGUACACAUCACCAACAGCUGCGUACCGGCUUCUUUUCAGCCAUUUCAUUUGCUGUUAAAGGUGCAGUGUGUAGGAUUUAGAAGGAGAUAUUGGCAGAAAAGAAACAUAAUACAAUAAGUAUGUUUUCU
Messenger RNA from Plectropomus leopardus (leopard coralgrouper), 4367 nucleotides. It is a transcript of the gene pde4d, whose product is annotated as phosphodiesterase 4D, cAMP-specific. Gene Ontology annotation, biological process: signal transduction. Gene Ontology annotation, molecular function: 3',5'-cyclic-nucleotide phosphodiesterase activity. The record is from RefSeq and is a predicted model, not a curated record. NCBI's taxonomy places the organism in Eukaryota, Metazoa, Chordata, Actinopteri, Perciformes, Serranidae.